Messenger RNA from Centruroides sculpturatus (bark scorpion), 479 nucleotides. RefSeq lists its product as uncharacterized. The transcript is spliced from 2 exons. Lineage: Eukaryota; Metazoa; Arthropoda; Arachnida; Scorpiones; Buthidae. The record is from RefSeq and is a predicted model, not a curated record. Bases 126 to 479 code for a protein of 117 amino acids.
UUUUUAGCAUUAAACUGAGACGCCACGCAACAAUAGAAUUUCGACAAUUGUCUGUUGCUUUGUUCGAAUGCUAUUGUUUCGAGCGUUUUCUGAGAGUUUUGCUGCAGUUUUACGAUUAUUUUAAGAUGGAUAAUUUUAAAGCGCUAAAGAAUUGGAAUACCUCUGGAGGAGAGAGUGCGGAGGAAAGCUCCUCGACAUCAGGAUCGUCUUCACCUUCGAUUCGACUGAUUCGCGUGCGUCCGAAAGAAGUGCUGGAGGGUGCGAAGGAACCCGACAAGAAACGGGUGAUUGUCACCAUUCCCGAUGAGAGCACCUCGUCUGUCAUCGACUACCUGGAACAGAGAUAUCCAGAAGUUCCGGAAUGGUCGGUGCAGAGAGAGGCACGCGAGGAAGGAGUCGAAGGGGAGUGUAAAUCGAUCCUGAAAAAGAGGAAAAAGAAGCCUUGGUGGAAGAAGAUCUUUUUCUUCUGGAAGAAAUAA